Molecule: messenger RNA, 1278 nt
Organism: Chenopodium quinoa (quinoa)
Lineage: Eukaryota; Viridiplantae; Streptophyta; Magnoliopsida; Caryophyllales; Amaranthaceae
Product: protein FAR1-RELATED SEQUENCE 5-like
Exons: 4
Coding region: 1-1278 (425 amino acids)
Source: RefSeq, a predicted model, not a curated record
AUGGCGUAUCAAUCAGAAUUUCGACAUGAUUCUGAUGCUAGAUUUGUUGAUGAUAACUAUGGUGAUGAUAUUGAUGAUGAUAAUGGAGGUGAAUUUGAAGAUAUCGUAAACAGAGACGAAGGCUUUACUGAGGCAAAGAAAUCUAAACUUUAUCUCAAAAAAGUCAAGUCUGAUGAUGAGGCAUAUGAGUUGUACAAUAAUUAUGCAUUUAAACAUGGAUUUGGUACACGUAAGGCGAAAAAGAAUUUUAGAGAAGAUAAGGCUACUAUUCGCCAACGAUUUUGUGUUUGUUCUUAUGCUGGUUUUAAGAAAGAAAGAAAGCCAGGUGAUGAACCAAAAGUGUAUCAGAAGAGAAACUUUCGCACAGGAUGCAAAGCAAUGAUUCAAUUUGAUGUUGAAUUAGAUUCUGGUUUGUUUGUUGUUGUCAAACAUCUCAUGGAUCAUAAUCAUAGUAGAGUUCCAGUUUCAAAAAGACAUUUGAUUAGGUCUCAUAGGAAGAUCAGUCAAGAACAGUUUGGUAUGCUUAAUAGUUUAACUGAGAAUGGUAUACGUGUUGCUGAUGCUGUUCGAGUUUUAAAAAAUCAAGCUGGUGGUGAGAAAAAUUUGGGAUUUCUUUGCAGCGAUGCUUAUGAUGCUUUAGCUUCAGAGAAGAGGAAAAAGUUUGAUGGUUGUGAUACUAAGCAACUACUCAGUUAUUUUAAAGAACGCAAAUCAAAUGAGUAUGACUUCUACUAUGAUUUUGAUGUUGAUGAUAAAGGUCAUUUACAAUCUUUCUUCUUUCGAGACAAUAGGAUGAAGGUUGAUUAUGAUGCUUUUGGGGAUUUAUUGGUUCAUGAUACAACAUAUCGUACAAAUAAAUAUGCUAUGAUUUGUGGUCCAUUUGUUGGUAUGAAUCAUCACAAUAAAAAUGUUAUGUUUGACAUUGGAUUUUUGAUUAAUGAGAAGUGGGAGUCAUUUGUGUGGUUGUUCACUACCUUUUUGAAAUCGAUGGGUGGUAAACAUCCCGUUACAAUCAUGACUGAUCAGGCCCAAGCUAUGGCCAAGGCUAUUAGAAUUGUCUUCCCAAAUUCUCGGCAUCGAUUAUGUACUUGGCAUAUCAAAGAGAAUUCAAAGAAAAAUAUCAAAGGACUGAGGGCAAAAGAAGGGUUUAAUGAAUUGUUUGACAUAGUCCUAAAAUACACAGAUACUAUUCAGGAGUUUGAGCACUAUUGGUCUAGAAAUAGUGAUGUUCAUUAUAUUUUCACAAUUGAUCCUGAUGUUCUUUUUCAGAAAUAUUGA